AACAACAAUAAACUUAUUAUUUAGUCAAAACAAUUAACAUCGAAUUAAGAGGAGUACACGAAAAAUGUCUUUAAAAGUAGGAAAAACUUUUAGCCAGAAUUCGUUAAAUAUCAUAAAGAGGAUGAAAGAUGCAGGCAUUUUUUGUGAUGCACUCCUUAAGUCGAGAGAUGGAGAAGAAUUUCCAGUGCAUAAAUGUAUCAUGGCUGCUUAUUCCUACUAUUUUGAAAUCUUAUUCAUCAAUACAAUGGUUAGAGAAGAAAGACAAGUAUUUCAAUUAAAAGAUAUCGACAAAGAAAUUCUUCAAUGCAUCAUAGAUUAUAUUUAUUGCGGAAAAAUCGAACUGAAUACAGAAAAUGUUCGUAAAAUUUUCCAUGCCGCUAAUGAGUAUUUGUUGUCAGAAUUAAUGAAUGAAUGUUGUUCCUAUAUGAUAGAUCAUCUAAACGCAAAAAAUUGCAUUUCUAUUAAAAACACAGGAAAAACUUAUGGAAAUAUCAUCUUAGAACAAUCUGCUCAUCAAUAUUUAAUGAAAUAUUUUGCAGAAGUCUCGAAACAAAACGAAGAAUUGAUGCAUGUGACAGUGGAAGAACUCGCAAACAUCUUGAAUUGUGCAGAAUUAAAUGUUAAAGAAGAAGAAUUAGUUUGGGACACGGCAUUGCGCUGGAUAGACAUAAAUCCACAAGAAAGAAAAAAACAUAUGCCUGCCUUAUUGAAAUGCAUUCGUCUAGGCCUUCUCGAUUCUGAUUUUUUCAUGAGAACUGUGAGGAAACAUCCAUACGUCACAGAAAAUGAAGAUUGCUAUCCUCUGAUAAUGGAAACAUUAGAAUUUCUAAACGAUUUAGAUACCAUAAGCCAGAGAUCAGAAGAAAUUCUAACUCCAGACUUAGUUCGGCCUCGCAUCCCUCACGAAAUAAUUUUUGCUGUAGGGGGAUGGAGCUCUGGAUCACCAACCGAUUACAUCGAGACAUACGAUAGCCGAGCAGACAGAUGGGUAAAGAUGACUGACGUUGAUCCUGCUGGACCAAGAGCUUAUCACAGAUGUGCAGUAAUCGAUCAUACUAUCUAUAUAAUUGGUGGAUUUGAUGGAAUGAAUCAUUACAGUGGAUGCCGCUGUUUAGAUACCAUCAACAAAAAGUGGAAAGAAAUAGCUCCGAUGCAUUGCAAACGAUGUUAUGUGAGUGUAGCAGUACUAGAUAAUUUGAUAUACGCCAUGGGUGGAUACAAUGGGGCGCAACGACACAAUACCGCCGAGAGAUAUGAUUAUAGAACAAAUCAAUGGACGAUGAUUGCACCAAUGCAUAUGCAACGAAGUGAUGCCGAUGCCACAACUCUGGACGGUUUCAUUUAUAUCAUCGGCGGUUUCACAGGACAACAUUGCCUCGAAUCGGCCGAACGGUACAACCCGCAGACUAAUCAAUGGACUCUAAUUUCAAAUAUGAGAAGCCAAAGAAGUGGUUUAUGUUGCAUCGCUUUCAAAGAUUGCGUAUAUACUCUGGGUGGCUUCAAUGGCUUUGAAAGAUUGAAAACUGUAGAGAAGUAUAAUCCUCAUUAUAAUACGUGGUCAGAUGUACCUGAUAUGAUAACAACAAGAAGUAAUUUUGCUGUAGAAGUUAUCGACGAUAUGAUAUUUGCCAUCGGUGGAUAUAACGGAGAGAGUAUCAUAUGUCAAGUCGAGUGUUACAGCGAAGCAACUAGUCAGUGGUACGAAGCAACAGACAUGAACAUUUUUCGUUCUGCAUUGGCUGCUUGUAUAAUAAAGAACAUACCUAAUACCACUGAUUACAUCCACAAACACCGAGACAAAUUGCUCGAAGAAAAAAGACAAAGACUUCGGGAAUUGAGAGAAAUGGAAACAGAAAUGGAUCAUCGAAUUAAGAGGAGUACACGAAAAAUGUCUUUAAAAGUAGGAAAAACUUUUAGCCAGAAUUCGUUAAAUAUCAUAAAGAGGAUGAAAGAUGCAGGCAUUUUUUGUGAUGCACUCCUUAAGUCGAGAGAUGGAGAAGAAUUUCCAGUGCAUAAAUGUAUCAUGGCUGCUUAUUCCUACUAUUUUGAAAUCUUAUUCAUCAAUACAAUGGUUAGAGAAGAAAGACAAGUAUUUCAAUUAAAAGAUAUCGACAAAGAAAUUCUUCAAUGCAUCAUAGAUUAUAUUUAUUGCGGAAAAAUCGAACUGAAUACAGAAAAUGUUCGUAAAAUUUUCCAUGCCGCUAAUGAGUAUUUGUUGUCAGAAUUAAUGAAUGAAUGUUGUUCCUAUAUGAUAGAUCAUCUAAACGCAAAAAAUUGCAUUUCUAUUAAAAACACAGGAAAAACUUAUGGAAAUAUCAUCUUAGAACAAUCUGCUCAUCAAUAUUUAAUGAAAUAUUUUGCAGAAGUCUCGAAACAAAACGAAGAAUUGAUGCAUGUGACAGUGGAAGAACUCGCAAACAUCUUGAAUUGUGCAGAAUUAAAUGUUAAAGAAGAAGAAUUAGUUUGGGACACGGCAUUGCGCUGGAUAGACAUAAAUCCACAAGAAAGAAAAAAACAUAUGCCUGCCUUAUUGAAAUGCAUUCGUCUAGGCCUUCUCGAUUCUGAUUUUUUCAUGAGAACUGUGAGGAAACAUCCAUACGUCACAGAAAAUGAAGAUUGCUAUCCUCUGAUAAUGGAAACAUUAGAAUUUCUAAACGAUUUAGAUACCAUAAGCCAGAGAUCAGAAGAAAUUCUAACUCCAGACUUAGUUCGGCCUCGCAUCCCUCACGAAAUAAUUUUUGCUGUAGGGGGAUGGAGCUCUGGAUCACCAACCGAUUACAUCGAGACAUACGAUAGCCGAGCAGACAGAUGGGUAAAGAUGACUGACGUUGAUCCUGCUGGACCAAGAGCUUAUCACAGAUGUGCAGUAAUCGAUCAUACUAUCUAUAUAAUUGGUGGAUUUGAUGGAAUGAAUCAUUACAGUGGAUGCCGCUGUUUAGAUACCAUCAACAAAAAGUGGAAAGAAAUAGCUCCGAUGCAUUGCAAACGAUGUUAUGUGAGUGUAGCAGUACUAGAUAAUUUGAUAUACGCCAUGGGUGGAUACAAUGGGGCGCAACGACACAAUACCGCCGAGAGAUAUGAUUAUAGAACAAAUCAAUGGACGAUGAUUGCACCAAUGCAUAUGCAACGAAGUGAUGCCGAUGCCACAACUCUGGACGGUUUCAUUUAUAUCAUCGGCGGUUUCACAGGACAACAUUGCCUCGAAUCGGCCGAACGGUACAACCCGCAGACUAAUCAAUGGACUCUAAUUUCAAAUAUGAGAAGCCAAAGAAGUGGUUUAUGUUGCAUCGCUUUCAAAGAUUGCGUAUAUACUCUGGGUGGCUUCAAUGGCUUUGAAAGAUUGAAAACUGUAGAGAAGUAUAAUCCUCAUUAUAAUACGUGGUCAGAUGUACCUGAUAUGAUAACAACAAGAAGUAAUUUUGCUGUAGAAGUUAUCGACGAUAUGAUAUUUGCCAUCGGUGGAUAUAACGGAGAGAGUAUCAUAUGUCAAGUCGAGUGUUACAGCGAAGCAACUAGUCAGUGGUACGAAGCAACAGACAUGAACAUUUUUCGUUCUGCAUUGGCUGCUUGUAUAAUAAAGAACAUACCUAAUACCACUGAUUACAUCCACAAACACCGAGACAAAUUGCUCGAAGAAAAAAGACAAAGACUUCGGGAAUUGAGAGAAAUGGAAACAGAAAUGGAUUAACAGACAAAUAAAAAAGAAGAGCUGUCAAAAAAUUGACAAAAUAUUUAUCCAAUAUUGUUCUGUUUAGGAAAUUAAUAAGAUUAUCUAAAUUCUCGCGUAAAUAAAGUUUGCCUUUUUGUUUAAGAAGGAAAACAUUAAACAUUUUUGUUUUUAUAUACAAUCAUUAUUCUACUUUAUAAGAUUAAAUAAAGUUAUA
Centruroides sculpturatus (bark scorpion) is the source of this 3884-nucleotide messenger RNA. RefSeq lists its product as uncharacterized. Lineage: Eukaryota; Metazoa; Arthropoda; Arachnida; Scorpiones; Buthidae. The coding region runs from base 65 to 3688 and encodes 1207 amino acids. The record is from RefSeq and is a predicted model, not a curated record. Gene Ontology annotation, molecular function: protein binding. The transcript has 2 exons.